AUCACAGAAUCUCUUUCGGACUGUUUAAGCUUAACGUCUCAGUUUUGAUGCCUGAAUUUUCCAGAUUUUGUAUCAUUUCCUGCAGAUCUAGAAUCUCUCUUAUGAUCAAUUAAUUCAGGGAGAAACAUUUUAGAGAAGUUGACUCUUAAGAGAUUCCACACAUCUGAUGUCAGCAGGUGGAAUUAACUUCCCGAGAAAACCUCAGCCCGUGUUUUAUCUCACCGGAGUCCUGCCGUGUUUCUGACGGUCCGUGAACGCAGCACUGUGGUUCCGAUUGUGUGUGUGGAUGAAGGAGGAGAGAAGAGGAGGCUGGAGGAGCGAGGCAGGGGGAGCUGUGCAGGCGUCUGCAGCAGCGAUGGAGCUAACCUGGGCUAAAGCCUUAUUGCUAACAGGAGGAGUUCUGCUUGUUCCUGUUUUCGCCUUCAUCACGUCCGUCGUGUUCUGGCCCGGUGUGCUGCUGAAGGCCUACAAAUGGUACAUGUGCCUGUCGCAGGGCGUGUCGGUCCGCUACUCCCACUGUGGAAGUUACCGCUUCUGUUAUUCCACCCACGGUACACCAGGGGGCGACACGCCGUCGCUGCUGCUGCUACACGGGUUCUCCUCCUCCAAAGAGAUGUUUCUGUCUGUCACCAAGUACUUCCCCAGAAACCUGCAUGUGGUUUGUUUGGACAUGCCUGGACAUGAAGGGACGUGUCGAGCUGCAGCAGAAGAUUACAGCAUCCAGGGUCAGGCCAGGCGAGUCCAUCAGUUCGUCCGCAGCGUCGGUCUGGAUAAAUCGCCGUUCCACCUGGUCGGCGCCUCCAUGGGGGGGAACGUGGCGGGCGUCUACGCCGGUCUCUACCCGGCUGACGUCUGCAGCCUCACCUUGGUGUGUCCAGCAGGUCUGAUUUACCCCACAGAGUCCAGCUUCAUCGCCCUUCUGAAGGAGAAUGACCUGGAUAAGUCCAGUAAAUCCAACCCGCUCAUCCCCACCUCUAUGCAGGAGCUGGAGGCCAUGCUGAAGCUGUGCUGCUACAAACUGCCCACAAUGCCCCGGCAGUUUUUCCGGGGCCUCCUGGCCAACAGGAUCCCAAACAACGACUUCUACAGAGAAGUGUUUGAGGCGAUCGCUGGGGAGAAGUCUCGACACUCGCUGCAGGAACACCUGAAUCUGAUCACAGCGCCCCUGCAGGUCAUCUGGGGGAAGAACGACCAGAUCCUGGAUGUUUCUGGAGCCGCAGUGAUCCAGAAGGCGCUGCCUCACUGCCAGGUGGAUUUGCUGGACAACUGUGGUCACGCCGUUGCCUGGGAGAGGCCAAGGAAAUUUGCUAAACUUUUGCUGGACUUUCACAAUAAAGCAAAGAAACAAGUCUGAGCGAUAGAGGAGCAAAAAACCAGAACUUGAAGUUUUGAUUUUAACUGACUGAGAUGAGUCUCCUCUUGUUAGCAAAAAUUAUUCCAUGGGAGGAGUUUGACUAUUUGUUUUAUGAAAAAUUUCCAGAAAUAGGUUAACCCUGCACCAAUUAAUUAAAUGGGUUAAACCCGUGUGAACAUUACCUCUGUGACCUCUGUGACCU
This is a messenger RNA of Poeciliopsis prolifica (blackstripe livebearer), 1556 nucleotides long. RefSeq names its product monoacylglycerol lipase abhd6-A-like. The transcript is spliced from 9 exons. Bases 287 to 1354 code for a protein of 355 amino acids. Lineage: Eukaryota; Metazoa; Chordata; Actinopteri; Cyprinodontiformes; Poeciliidae. The record is from RefSeq and is a predicted model, not a curated record.